Molecule: messenger RNA, 1849 nt
Organism: Cyprinodon tularosa
Lineage: Eukaryota; Metazoa; Chordata; Actinopteri; Cyprinodontiformes; Cyprinodontidae
Product: zinc finger protein OZF-like
Exons: 3
Coding region: 223-1839 (538 amino acids)
Cellular component (GO): nucleus
Source: RefSeq, a predicted model, not a curated record
AGAGGAAGAAGAAGAAGAAGCCGGCCGGACUGUGCAGCUAUCAGCUGUUAGCAUUAGCUUUACUUUCCGUGUGCUAGCAGAGAGGCUGCUAAUGUGUGAGUGUUUGCAGUGAGAAUGUGUUGAGUCCAGCUGGAAGGAGAGUUUGUCAGCGAGCAGUUAACUCCUGCUGGAGAAACAUUCCCAGAGUUUAAAGGAAGAUUAGAUCAGAUCGAGGAGGAGAAGAUGGAUGAUCAGCACAGACUGCUGGAUUUCACCAGGAUCCCCCAGAUCAUCUUACACCGGACAGACCUCCUGCAGGUUGGAAAAGAGGAGGAUUUCUCUGAGCAGCAGCUCUGGAAACAGGAGAGGAAUUCCAGUUUGGACCAAGAGGAACCAGAACCUCUGCAGAUGAAAGAAGAGCAGCUAAAGCCAGAAGAUCCCUGGACUAAAGAGGAAACCAUGGAGCUCCCCAUCACUGAGCAGGAGGAGCAGCUGCUCCUCAAGCAGGAGGAAGGAGACGUGGAAGAGAAACCAUUCCCAUGUUUGGCAUGUGGAGAAAACUUUCUAAAGGAAGAACAUUUAAUGGUUCACAUGAGAACUCACACAGACCUCCUGCAGGUUGGAAAAGAGGAGGAUUUCUCUGAGCAGCAGCUCUGGAAACAGGAGAGGAAUUCCAGUUUGGACCAAGAGGAACCAGAACCUCUGCAGAUGAAAGAAGAGCAGCUAAAGCCAGAAGAUCCCUGGACUAAAGAGGAAACCAUGGAGCUCCCCAUCAGUGAGCAGGAGGAGCAGCUGCUUCUCAAGCAGGAGGAAGGAGAGACAUUUAUGGUUAUUUCUGAUCACGAGGAAAAGGGCCAAAUUGAACCAGAACCCAUCAGCAACCAAGUCGUCUCUCAGAACUCUAGUGACAGUCAGAACCAGGAUCCAGAAGAAAUCCAUCAAAUAGACUCAGAGGGAAAUAAAAGUCCCACAGAGAAUAAGGGAUGUCAGAGAACCAAAGAGCAUAACAAUGAUGUUCAAACACUUAAAAGGCAAGAGGGAAGUCGCACGGAUAACAGGUCUCACUCUUGCACAAUCUGUGGCGAAUCUUUUUCUCUGAACAAUGAUUUAGUUCAACACUUGAAAAGUCACAAGGGAGAGAAGUGCUUCCCAUGUUUGACAUGUGGAGAAAGCUUUCUAAAGAAAACCCAUUUAAAGGUUCACAUGAGAACUCACAGCGGUAAGGAGAUCUAUGAAUGUCCGUCCUGUGGAAAGACUUUCAUUGAUCAAUAUGGUCUCGACAGACACCUCAUAACUCACACAGGUGAGAGGCCGUUCACCUGUACCAUCUGUAACAAAAGCUUUACUGGAAAGGGUAGUUUGUCUUACCACCUGACAACCCACUCAGAUGAAAGGCCUUUUUCCUGUAACACCUGUAAAAAAACAUUUAAAGAAAUCGAUGAUUUCAAUGUACAUCUGAGAACUCACACAGCAGAGAGGCCUUUUGAAUGUCACUUCUGCAGAAAACGCUUUACUUAUAGACCUAAUCUUAAUAGACACAUUGAAAUUCACACAGGUGAGAAACCGUACUGCUGUUCGAUUUGUGAUAAAAGUUUCACUCAAAAAUCUAAUCUGACUUCUCACAUGAGAACUCACACAGGUAAGAAACCGUUCUCUUGUACCAUUUGUGGCAGAAAUUUUAGUCAAAAAGGAACUUUGACUAAACACAUAACAAUUCACACGAGUGAGAAACGCUUUCCAUGCACAACAUGCGGGCUGAAAUACAGCAACCAAAAAGAUCUGAUUCUUCACAUGAGACGCCACAGCAGUGAGACGCCACAGGGCUCAGCCUUCAUCCAGACUGUUUUUGUUUUAGUCUGAAACCCAAAAU